Molecule: messenger RNA, 2505 nt
Organism: Plasmodium gaboni
Lineage: Eukaryota; Apicomplexa; Aconoidasida; Haemosporida; Plasmodiidae
Exons: 1
Coding region: 1-2505 (834 amino acids)
Biological process (GO): DNA-templated transcription
Cellular component (GO): nucleus; RNA polymerase III complex
Source: RefSeq, a predicted model, not a curated record
AUGGAAGAAGAUUUAAAAUACUUUAGUAACUAUACUUAUGAAGAAGAAUCUGAUAGAGAGUCUGAGAACUCAAACACAGAUGAUGAAGAAAUUGAAGAAGAAAUAGAUAUAUAUUUAAAUAACGUUAAUGAAUAUAAUUUAAAUAAUAUUAAUACUUAUCUUAUACAAUAUCCUUUGAGACCUAAAUAUCGUCCUUAUAAUUUUACAAAUAAUAUACAAAAGAUAUAUAAAUGUAAUAAUUAUAAUAAAUUAAGGAAUAUAAAAACUAAUGUACAGAAUAAUGAGGAAAGUUAUAUAUUUGAAUAUAAAUUACAUGAAUCUAUAAAAGAGGAUUUUCAUGAAUCUAAUACAAUGUAUAAAGAUGAAAAGAUAGAUAAGAAUAUAAGUAGAUUAAUUAGUACUAGUGUUUUAUGUGAAUAUAUAACAAAUUGUGUUUGUAUAUUUAAAUAUAAUGAAGUAAAAAAUAAAAAAGAAAUUUUUAUGAUACCUUUAAAGCAUAUAUAUCAAUUCAAGCCGUGUUAUAAUAAUAUAAUUUUGGAUAGAAUAUUAGACGAUUCUUGUAAGGGUGAAAAUAAACUGACCCUUAUGAACAUAAAUGGCAUGUACAAUAUGAAUGUUAAUAAUAGUAAUUGUAAUAAUAUUAAUAUUAAUAGUAAUAAUAAUAAUAAUAAUUAUUAUUAUAAUGAAAGGGAUAAUGAAAACAACUUGGAAAACAAUAAAUGUGUAAAUUUUAAUAAUAAAAGUAAUAUUAUCAACAACAAUAAUAAUAACAACAACAAUAAUAAUAAUAACAACAACAACAAUAAUAAUAAUAACAAUAAUAAUAGUAAUAAUAUUAAUAUGAAUAACCUUAGUAAUAAUGUCUGGAGCAGUAUUGUUAAUAUAUAUGAUCAGGAAUCAUAUGAAGCGCAUGAAUUAAUAUCACUGUUUACAACCAUCAAUUAUGAACAUGAUAAUAUAAUACAAACAAGUGAAAAUAAAAAAGAGAUAAUACUUGAUCAGGAUAAAUAUAAUACAUAUAAUACAUAUAAUAAUGAUUCCAUUAUUAAAAAUGAUAUUAAAGAAAUUAAAUUUAAUAAUGAUGCUUACUUAUAUUUAAAUAAUAUGUGUAAAAAUGCUAAAGAAUAUGAAUGUUACUCACAUUUAAAUGAUGAUAAUAAUAUGACUAAUGGCAUAUAUAAAGAUAGUUGCUCUAAUAAUAUAAAAAGAUAUAAUAAUAGUUCAACAAAUAAUGAUGAGGAUAUAUUUAUUAAUAUUAAUAUGAUGUAUUUCUUUUCUUUAAGUCUGGAUGAACAAAUCAUAAACCUCUUUCGUAUAAAAAAUGUUCAGAGUUUUCAAGAUUUAAAGAGAAUAUUAAAAUGGAAUGUAGAAGAUGAGGUUUUAUUAAAUUGUGUUAAAAAAUAUUGUGUAAAUAUUUUAGGAUUGUGGGUUAUUAAAUCGAAAUAUUUAUAUAAAUUUUUACGAGGUAAAGAAGAUAAGAAGGAAAAUAUGAAAGAUAAUAAUAAUAUUAUUGAAAAUAACACAAAUGACAAAAAUAUAAGUAAUAGUAAUAUGGAUAAAAAUAAUAUACAGAAUGGUAGUACUGAGGAAAGAUUUUCUUAUGUGGAUUAUAAAAUGAGAGUACGAGAUUUAUUAUUAGUUAUUAUAUAUAAACAAGUGGAACCUAUGUUAUAUAAGUUUAUAUAUGAUACAAGACAUCAAAUAAUAAAUAACAAAAAUAAUAAUAUAAAUAAUAAUCAUAAUAAUAAUAAUAGUAUUAAUUAUAGUGCUUAUAAUAAUUACGAUAAUCAUAAUAGUAUAAGAAAUAAUGACAGUAUUGGUAGGAAAAAAAUGAAUUCUUCAACAUCUAUUAUAAUUGAAAAUUUUGAAAAGGCUACAAAUUUAUCUAAUAAUGUGCUUGUAGAAAUAUUUGGACCUUUAUGUGAAUAUAAAUAUACUGGAUAUUUUUUUAAACAUAAAAUGGAUGAAUUAUUUUUAUUAAAUAAUAUAAAUUUAUGUUUAUCAUAUAAUGAAAGAUGGAAAAAUAAAAUGAUAAAAAUAGCAAAGAUUAUACAAAUGUAUAAGAAUAGUAAAAUUAUUAUUAAUGAUUAUAAAUUAGACAUAAGAACAUUAGAAAAAUAUAUUACUGAUAUGUUAAAUAAUAAUUGUUUUUCUUUUGAUCAUAUUUAUAAUAAUAUAAAAAAAGAAUCCAAAAAUAUACAUAUAGAUUUACAAACAUUUAUUCAAGCUCUAAAUAAUAUUGCUAUUAAUAUAAAUAAUAUGUGGUUUCUAAAAAUAAAAAAUAAUAGUGAUUUUAAUAAAUGUAGAAAUGCAGUUAUUAAUAUUUUCAAAAAUGAUCAUAAUAUUGUAUUAACAAAAAAUGAAAUCAUCAAAAAAGUAGAAACAUUUAUUAAGUCACAAUUAAAUAUACCAGAUAUUUAUUUUAGAAAUAUUUUAAAAGAAUUCUGUCUACAAAAAAAUGGGAAAUAUUUUUUCAAAGGAAAUGACAAAGUUAAUAUCGACUAA